AUGAAUCCUCAUAACAGCCCAAUUCAACCUUCAAGAUGUUGCGAGACGUCAUCUGAAAUGGAAAAUGCGGAGAAGAAGAGAGCUGAGAAAGUGCAAAGCGUGCCCAGUAUUAGCCGGCAAGAAUACCUUAAAAAAGUAAAUGAAUACUUGACUAAGUGCAAUCGCAUUUUAAACGAACAGAAAAAGAAUUCGGAUGAGCACCAGCCGUCGUCAAGUAUUCAAGAUGGAGAAUCAACCGAAGCGGGGGAGAAUGGUGAGGUACAGGCGCUGCAGGGCGAAGGACCCACUGAGGAAAAGAAGGGGAAGAAGGAAGUGAAGACCGCUACAAAAAGAAAGACGAUUCCGCGUUUGGCGAAGAAGAAAGCAUACGAAGCUUUGGAAUUAAACAAGGCCAAAAAGUCGAGAAAAGUGACGUCCGAGGAGAGUGCAAAGAAAAAGAAGCAUUAA
Caenorhabditis bovis is the source of this 447-nucleotide messenger RNA. The record is from the annotation of a GenBank genome assembly. Lineage: Eukaryota; Metazoa; Nematoda; Chromadorea; Rhabditida; Rhabditidae.